AGGGUCCCGUCAGUUAUGGCGCGCGCAGUUAAGUUUUGCUGUUGGGCCGCAUGAGUCGCGAGGGAGAGGAGAGUGUGGGGAGACCGGCGGUGACCGCCGAGCCGGGUGAAUGACCUCUACCUCAGCCCUCCUCACCGCCACCUCGGAGACUUCACCCUGGUAAAUAUCAAGGCUUAUUGGUAUAAGAAGGAAUUUUUGAACAAGUAUAAAAAGCUCUGUUCCAGGCACUGGAAGUGCAGGGAGGAACCAAUGAGACCCAGCCUUGUGUCCAUGGAGCUCACAUGCUGGCGGGGGCGAGUCCAGAAACAAAUGCCCAGUAUGAACGUCCCCGAGUAAUGCAUGCUGUAAAGAAGAGUGAAGCAGACCUGCUACUGAUGGACGUUGUAUGGGCCGGAGGCAGGGAUGGUCGGCUAUGACCCCAGAGCAGAUGGCAGGAAUAUCUCCAAGGUCGAGGUGGCGGUGGCUGGCUCUGUGUCUGGACUUGUCACUCGGGCGCUGGUCAGCCCCCUGGACGUCAUCAAGAUCCGUUUCCAGCUUCAGAUUGAGCGCCUGUCCCACAGUGACCCCAGUGCAAAAUACCACGGCAUCCUACAGGCUGGGAGACAGAUUCUGCAGGAGGAGGGCCCAGCAGCUUUCUGGAAAGGACACAUCCCAGCCCAGCUUCUCUCCAUAGGCUAUGGAGCUGUGCAGUUUUUGUCGUUUGACCUGCUGACCGAGCUGGUGCACAGAGCCAGCGUGUACAAUGCCCGCGACUUCUCAAUGCACUUUGUGUGUGGCGGCCUGUCUGCCUGCGUGGCCACCCUCGCCAUGCACCCCUUGGAUGUUCUGCGCACUCGCUUUGCAGCUCAGGGUGAGCCCAGGGUCUAUAAAACCCUCCGUGACGCCGUGGUGACCAUGUACAGGACUGAAGGCCCCUUAGUCUUCUACAAGGGCUUGAGCCCCACCUUGAUUGCCAUCUUCCCCUACGCCGGCUUCCAGUUCUCCUUUUACAGCUCCUUGAAGCAAGCAUAUGAGUGGGCCAUGCCAGCCGAAGGAAAGACAAAUGGGAACCUCAAAAACCUGCUUUGCGGCAGUGGAGCCGGAGUCAUCAGCAAGACCCUUACGUACCCUCUGGACCUCUUCAAGAAACGGCUGCAGGUUGGAGGGUUUGAGCAGGCCCGAGUUACGUUUGGCCAGGUGCGAAGCUACAGAGGCCUUGUGGAUUGCGCCAAGCAAGUUCUGCAAGAGGAAGGGUCCCAGGGCUUCUUCAAGGGCCUGUCACCCAGCCUGUUGAAGGCGGCCCUCUCCACAGGCCUUGUGUUCUUCUGGUACGAGUUGUUCUGUAACUUAUUCCACCACAUUAAGAAGGCAGACAGCUAGCUGUGAGGGGACCGAGGGCAGCCUGGAAGUCUCUGACUGGAGCAACCUCCUGCAAGAAGACUGCAUCUCUAAUGUCAUGUUGCACUGAGAGGUGCUGCCUGGUCCGUCCCUCCCAGCUAGCUGUCCUAGGAUGAGAGCCAUCAGAGCAGGCCGCAGCCUUAAUCCCCUCCCUGCUUGGACCCCACGAGUAGGGCAAGGGCUUCCCUGUGAGGAAAUGCAGGAAGAACACAGGACUUGGUCUGCGGGGCCCCAACACUGCAAGCAAGUCAGAGAAGGAGCUUGAAGCUGUAUUUAUCAGUCCAGCCCACCCCGAAGGAAGCAGAUGCCACACUUCUUAGCCCCGUCUGCCAGGAGGACUCUCCUGGGCUGGACGGGCCACGGCUUGAGCAGAGGGCUGGAGUCAGGCUCUUUGUAGGAGUCUGGUCCCCACCCUUGGGCUAUGAUUCAUCCCAGCUUAUUUAAAAAACAUUAAAGCUAAAAGUACAUUC
Trichechus manatus latirostris (Florida manatee) is the source of this 1847-nucleotide messenger RNA. It is a transcript of the gene SLC25A19, whose product is annotated as solute carrier family 25 member 19. Gene Ontology annotation, cellular component: mitochondrial inner membrane. Gene Ontology annotation, biological process: thiamine pyrophosphate transmembrane transport. The transcript has 9 exons. NCBI's taxonomy places the organism in Eukaryota, Metazoa, Chordata, Mammalia, Sirenia, Trichechidae. Bases 403 to 1359 code for a protein of 318 amino acids. The record is from RefSeq and is a predicted model, not a curated record. Gene Ontology annotation, molecular function: thiamine transmembrane transporter activity.